ACCAUUUACCCUAUCUAAGUCUCGAACUCUCGAUCUCUUCUUCUUCUCUGCGCCGAUACUUCAACUUCCCCAUUCAUCUCCAACUCCGUCUUCAAGACGAAGCUCUGUAUGUUGUAGUUGAGCUUAAACGGGUCAGGAGCAGGAGCUGCUUCAAACCCAUAUCCCAAAGGACCCAAACUCCAGUCAUCGUCUUCUCUUUUUUCCCAGAACAAAAAGAACUGAUGGGUGUGAUCGAUGUUCAGGGCGCUCCAUCGUUCUCCAUUCAUUGUUCAGAGGCAAAUUUUCGAAAGUCGCGGGCUUUGAAGAAAAGCAUCAAUAGGGUUUAUUGUGUUCAGGCGUCAAGUGCAGCUGUAGACGAACCCAAGAACAUAACCAUGGGAGACUCUUUCAUCCGUCCACAUUUGAAACAACUGGCUGCUUAUCAACCAAUUUUACCCUUCGAGGUUUUGUCUGCUCAAUUAGGAAGAAAACCUGAGGAUAUUGUUAAGCUAGAUGCGAAUGAGAACCCAUAUGGUCCUCCUCCUGAGGUUCUUGAAGCACUUGGCAAUAUGAAAUUCCCGUAUGUUUAUCCUGAUCCUCAAAGUCGUAGACUUCGUGAUGCACUCGCUAAAGACUCUGGUCUCGAGUCAGAAUACAUCCUUGUAGGCUGUGGCGCUGACGAAUUAAUCGAUUUGAUCAUGAGAUGCGUGUUGGAUCCUGGGGAGAAGAUCAUAGACUGUCCUCCGACUUUCUCAAUGUAUGCGUUUGAUGCUGCUGUGAAUGGAGCAGGUGUCAUUAAAGUUCCAAGGAACCCUGAUUUCAGCCUGAACGUAGACCGCAUCACUGAAGUUGUAGAACUAGAAAGACCCAAAUGCAUAUUCUUAACUUCUCCUAACAAUCCAGAUGGGAGUAUCAUCAGUGAGGAUGAUCUGUUGAAGAUUCUAGAGAUGCCAGUACUUGUUGUCCUAGAUGAGGCUUACAUCGAAUUCUCAGGACUUGAAUCAAGGAUGAAAUGGGUGAAGAAUUAUGAAAACCUAAUCGUUCUCCGCACAUUUAGCAAACGAGCUGGUUUGGCGGGGCUUCGAGUUGGAUAUGGAGCGUUUCCUUUGAGCAUAAUCGAGUACAUGUGGAGGGCAAAGCAACCAUAUAACGUCUCUGUUGCAGGAGAAGUAGCUGCGUUAGCAGCACUUUCAAACGGGAAGUACUUGGAGGAUGUGAGAGACGCGUUGGUACGAGAAAGAGAGAGACUUUUCGGGCUUUUAAAUGAAGUUCCUUUCUUGAAUCCUUAUCCGAGCCAUUCGAAUUUCAUUUUAUGUGAGGUUACAUCUGGAAUGGACGCAAAGAAUCUGAAAGAAGACUUGGCUAAAAUGGGCGUGAUGGUUCGUCAUUACAACAGUAAAGAGCUUAAAGGUUAUGUCCGAGUUUCUGCUGGAAAGCCUGAACACACUAAUGCCCUCAUGGAUUGUCUUAAGAAAUUUUAUUGACAUCCACACCAUUUAUUUGUAAUUCUUAAAACAAACACACAAAAAACUGAGUUUUUCUCCUCUGUUUUUGUUUGUUUCGCUUUGUUGGAUUCAGUUUCAGAAGUAGCGUUGAGUUUCCCGGAAAAAAAAAAUAAAUGCAACAUUUUAAUU
This is a messenger RNA of Eutrema salsugineum, 1613 nucleotides long. RefSeq names its product histidinol-phosphate aminotransferase 1, chloroplastic. Gene Ontology annotation, molecular function: L-histidinol-phosphate:2-oxoglutarate transaminase activity; pyridoxal phosphate binding. The transcript has 8 exons. The record is from RefSeq and is a predicted model, not a curated record. Gene Ontology annotation, biological process: L-histidine biosynthetic process. The coding region runs from base 222 to 1463 and encodes 413 amino acids. NCBI's taxonomy places the organism in Eukaryota, Viridiplantae, Streptophyta, Magnoliopsida, Brassicales, Brassicaceae.